UAAAAAGUUCGGUCAUUUGGCUACAAUAACUGAGUGUUUUAAUUUGUUGUGAUUAUAAUUUAUAAAAAUUUAAUUUUGAAGUUAUGAUUAAUAAAUAAGCGAAACUAUGUGACGAUAGUUAAUAGUAAAUAAUUUAAUUAGUAGUUACAAAUAGUUGAUUAAUUGUAUAAAAAAUCAAACAGACAUUUAUACGGAAUACAAGAGACUUUAAAUCAACGAGAUGAAUACAAGAACACUAUACAGUGGGAUGAAAUAGAAGAUCUUUGUUCCACUAUGACUAGCGUUGUUCCUAAGGUUGCAGUAAUUGGCUGUGGAAUUGCAGGAGCAGUUUGUGCUUCAAAUCUAGCUAAAAAUGGAGUUUCAGUCACCGUUUUUGAUUUAGGUCGAGGUCCUGGCGGCCGCAUGUCUCAGAGAAGGGACAUUACAAAUGAGGGAAAAGAAUUGUUUUUUGACCAUGGUGCUCCUUACUUCACCAUUGAAAACACUGUUGUUUUGGAUGUAAUUAAGGAGUGGAAGUCAAGAGGUCUGAUUGCUGAGUGGAAAGAAAAGUUUGGAGCUUUUGAUUGCAUUUCUAAAAGUUUCAUUGAUUCUGGGGAGGAAUUAUCAAGCAGGAAGUAUGUAGGCAUUCCAGGAAUGAAUUCUAUAUGCAAAGCAUUAUGCAAUGAGCCAGGAGUUGAAGGUAAAUUUGGUGUUGGUGUUGCAAAGAUGGAGUGGGCAGUUGAUCAAAAAACAUUUUCACUGAUUAGUUUAGAUGGGAAGUUUCUUGGUAAUUUUGAUGGUUUAGUAGCAACCGAUAAGAUUCUUGCAUCUCCUGGGUUUACCUACAUAACUGGACAACCACCGCCACUAAAUAUGAAUUUGGCACCACAAUUGGCAUUAAAGAUAGAACAAAUACCUUUCAGAUCUUAUUUUGUUCUCAUGCUGGCUUUCAGUGAGCCUUUACACGCUAUUUCCGUGAAAGGGUUCUCAUUCAUACACUCUGAAGUUUUGAGCUCUGCCUUUUGUGACAGUAGUAAGCCGGGCCGUUCUUCUGCCAGUGAAUGUUGGGUCUUGCAUUCUACCGAGGAGUAUGCUAAGAAAGUGAUAGCUGAUGCUGGACGCAAAAAGGCUUCUGAAGCAACGUUGGCAAAAGUCUCUGAAGAACUUCUUCUGGACUUCCAAAGGACUGGACUUUGCACCUCUCAGCCUUAUUUCAUGAAAGCUCAUCGAUGGGGCAGUGCCUUUCCAUCUGCGAGCAUAGCCAGAGAAGAUAAGUGCUUAUGGGAUACAACUAAGCCAUUGGUUGCUUGUGGAGACUUCUGUGUGAGUCCAAAUGUUGAAGGUGCAAUUCAGAGUGGCUUGGCUGCUGCUUCUAAGCUCAUGGAAUUAUGUCGUAAUACAUCGGAAACUACAAGUAACUAGGCCAAACUAUUGUGCUUCAGAUUAUUAUUUUGGAAAACUUGCUUGCUUUCUGCUUAGAUAACACAUCAAAGCAUUUUAUAAAUUGGUCAAUAAAUUUAACCGUCUUCUAUACGUAUGAUGUAAUCCUUUAUAAGUUUAAAUCUCCUUUAGAAGAACGUGGUCAGUGAUUAGUACUGGUGUCUAUGGACCUGUACGUAUUAUUCUUUUUAGUUCUCUCUUUUUCUUGGGUUAUAGCCUUAAUAGGGCAGGUUAGGCAAGGGGUCAAUGAGAAUCGAACCCAGUCAUCGUCCUAUGAAUAUGGUGCUUGUUGCAAACUCGUCACUGGGAUGUUAUCUUGUAAUAAAUGCUGGCAAUAACUAUAUGAUUUUGGAAUAAUGUUUCUAUAGGUUGUAACUCUUUUUGGAUUGCUAAACAAUGAUAGGUCCUAAUUUGCAAUUA
Messenger RNA from Amaranthus tricolor (Joseph's coat), 1839 nucleotides. RefSeq lists its product as uncharacterized. The record is from RefSeq and is a predicted model, not a curated record. The coding region runs from base 274 to 1401 and encodes 375 amino acids. Gene Ontology annotation, molecular function: oxidoreductase activity. Lineage: Eukaryota; Viridiplantae; Streptophyta; Magnoliopsida; Caryophyllales; Amaranthaceae. The transcript has 9 exons.